Molecule: messenger RNA, 2493 nt
Organism: Rotaria sp. Silwood2
Lineage: Eukaryota; Metazoa; Rotifera; Eurotatoria; Philodinida; Philodinidae
Source: the annotation of a GenBank genome assembly
AUGGAUACAAUGAAAUUCAUAAUUAAAACUUCAUUUGGUUUAUUUAUUUUACUUGUUUUGGUUGAUGCAGAUGUUGGAAAGUCAAAUAUAAAUUUUGAUGAGCAGUGUCAGGCUCGUAAAUGUAAUCCAUUGACAGAAAUCUGUCGUAUAAAUCCAAAAUGUGAUGAUAGUAAUCAAGAUGAUGUAUCAAAAUGUGUUUAUUGUGUUUUAAAAAAUGAUUUAAAUCAAAAUACGGUUUCUAAAACUUUACUUGCCUCAUCAAUCGCACAACAACAACAACAACAACAACAACAACCAUUAGCACCUCGUUUAUUAGCGAAAUCAGGUGGUACAAGGUUAUUAGCUGAUAAUCGUGGUGGUCCAUUGUCAUCUUCUACUACAAAAGCAACAUCAAGCUCAAAUAAUAAUAAUAAUAAAACAUCUGAUGAAUUGUCGUAUGAUGAUUAUUAUGAAUAUGAUGAAGAUGAAACAUCAGAUAAAAAUGAAUUUGGUGAAGAAGACGAAUAUCUUGAUGAUUAUGCUGAACCAUUAGAUUCUGUUGUUCAAGGACUUGAACCUAUUCGUAAAUUAGGUCUUUGUCCGAAAGUUGUUGAAGCUAUUGGUGAUUGUGAUCCAUCGAAAAUUAUUCAAUCUGAUUGUCGUUUUGAUACUGAUUGUUUGGGUGAUCAAAAAUGCUGUGAAGCAGCAUGUGGAAAACGUAUUUGUAAUUCACCUAUUACAAAACGAUUAAAAAAUAAUGAUUCACAAUCUUCUUUUCUUUUUUUUUCAGCAAGUAUUUCUGUUUGUCCAUCGACAUUUACAUGUGCACUUAAUUGUCAUCUUGGAUAUCGAACUGAUUCUAAUGGAUGUCUUCUAUGUGAAUGUCAAUCAUGUCCAUCAAUGAACCAAUGCAAUAAAAAUUGUCCAUCGGGAUAUUUAAAAGAUUUAUUUGGUUGUGAUAUGUGUGAAUGUAGUGAUCAAUGUCCACCGUUUUCUUGUGGUAUUCUUUGUCCAGCUGAUGUUGGUUUUGAAAAAGCUGCUGAUGGCUGUCCAUUAUGUCAAUGCGCAACCACAAAAUCAAAACCAACAGAAUAUACAUCAUCUUGUCAAAGUGAUGUGCAUUGUCCGCCAGGUUUUCGAUGUCUUAAUGAUGCACGUAAUGUGCCUAUGUGUCAAGCAGUUUCUGAACCUAUUGCUCCAUCACAACCAGAUGAAUGCCCAUUAUAUAAAUGUGUAGCUGAUUGUGGAGAUGCUGGUUAUGUACUUGAUGAAAAAGGUUGUCGAACAUGUGAAUGUGUAUCAAAAGCUGCAAAAGAUGUUGCAUCAAAACCAUAUGUUGAAUGCUCACGUGUAAUGUGUCGUAUGCAUUGUGUUUACGGUUUUAGUCGUGAUGAAAAUGGAUGCGAGAUUUGUAAAUGUAAUAAGUCUCCACAGCCAUGUCCUCGAUACAACUGUGAAAAAACAUGUUCAAAUGGUUAUCGAAAAGAUUAUAGUGGUUGUCAAACAUGUCAAUGCGAAUGUCCAUCAUUAGCUUGUACAAAAACUUGUACAAAAGGUUAUAAAAAAGAUGAAAAUGGUUGUCCAACGUGUUCAUGCGUAGAUGAUGAAACAAAACCAAUAACUGAUGAUGGUUGUUCACCAAUGAAAUGUAAUUUAGAUUGUAAAUAUGGUUUUGAACGUGAUCGAUCUGGUUGUCAAAUGUGCUCAUGUAAUCGCUGUCCAUUACAUGCAUGUCGAAUGUUCUGUAUGUAUGGGUUUAAAAAAAAUAGUGAUGGUUGUGAUGUAUGUGAAUGUGAUUGGACACCCAUUUCAGAAAAUAUUACAUGUAGUAUGAGAUUUCCAUGUACGGGUAAUCGUGUAUGUAAUGUAAAUUUGAAAUUAUGUGAAUUAGUAAGGCCGGAUAAAGUAAAUUGGUUUGUUUAUGAUUUUGAUAUUGAAACGAAUUUUUUCAAUGAUCCUAAAUUUGUUAAUGCAUUUAAAAAUGGUUUAAUUAAUAAUAUUGCAACGAAAUAUAAUUUAGAACUAACACAAAUAACUGUAUCAUCAGUUGAACAUAAUGGUAUGACAUCAUUUCAAAUAAUGCCAUUUUAUGUUGAAGAUAUGGAGGAUUUCGAAAAGAAAAUGGAUCAAAUCGAUAAUGAUUUAAAUUCGCAUGAAUUUCGUAAAGUUUUACCAGCUGUUGCACGUGUAAUAGAAAAAGAUACCAACCAUCCACAUGAUUCGAAAUGGAAUCAUUUUGUUAAAAAAAAUUCACUUUUUACACUUUACGUAGCUGGUAUUUUACUUGGACUUACUGCACUUAUUAUUGCUGUAAUAUUUGUUCUCAUAUUCCGUCAACGUGUCAAGUAUCCAGGUCGUUCAGAAUCUAAAACACCUAUAUAUGAUACAUCGUAUCAACCAGCAGCAACAGAAGAUGAUCUUUAUCAUGCUGUACAUGCACCAGAUGGUACAGCAUAUGUUGUCGUUGAAAGUGACGAUAUUCAAGCAACCAACGAUAAACGAGCACUUGUUUAA